UGUCUAUUAUAGAAAUCAAAUCCAGCUCCUCUCUCUCUUCUGCAACUCUUUGUCUUCAAGUAGAAGAAACAAUCCCCCCCUGUUUCUUCUGUACCUUUACCCCCUCUCUCGACCUUCUUCACUUACUUAAAGUGUCAAAUACAUUAAAAAAAACCCCACACACAAUGUCACCCACUUUUCUUGUAGCAGAAACCAUGUGACUUCCCCGAAUCAAUCUCUCUAUUUCCUCUCUCCUCACCCUUCCUCCACCGAGUUAGUCCCCCCUCACCGGCUCACUGAGUCAACUCGACUCAAACCAACUCCACUGAGCAUCUGGUUUUUCCCCCUGUAUGGCGUCAUCUUCCAGAGCGAGAAGCAGGUCUCCAUUCUCGCACCGGAAACCGUCAAGUUCAUACUCUUCAGCUUCUUCAACAACCACUUCUUAUAAUAACAGGCUGAUUCCUCGCUCUUGCUCGACUUCCGCUUCUUCAUUUUUCGGUUCGAGAUCCGUGACGCCAAAUCGAGCUCGGUCUGAUUCAAUGCAAUACGGCGGUCUACGUGGUGGUGGUCAAACCCCUGUCGGGUUCGGGCCGGAGGAGUUAAUUGCUGAACCGUUUGAUCAACCGAGGAGUGGUGGUGAUAGCAUUUCGGUUACUAUUCGGUUUAGGCCGUUGAGUGAAAGGGAGUUCCAGAGAGGGGAUGAGAUAGCAUGGUAUGCGGAUGGGGAUAAGAUUGUCAGGAACGAGUACAAUCCAGCGACUGCUUAUGCAUUCGAUAAGGUGUUUGGACCACACACUGCAUCUCAAGAGGUGUAUGAGGUUGCUGCAAAACCUGUAGUCAAGGCUGCAAUGGAAGGUGUUAAUGGAACUGUUUUUGCGUAUGGUGUUACUAGUAGUGGAAAGACGCAUACUAUGCAUGGAGACCAAAAUUCACCUGGUAUCAUACCACUGGCCAUAAAGGAUGUUUUCAGUAUUAUCCAAGAGACUCCAGGAAGAGAGUUCCUGCUACGGGUGUCCUAUCUUGAAAUUUACAAUGAGGUGAUAAAUGACUUGCUUGAUCCAACAGGUCAAAAUUUGCGUGUUAGAGAAGAUGCACAGGGCACCUAUGUUGAGGGUAUAAAGGAAGAAGUCGUUUUGUCUCCUGGGCAUGCACUUUCUUUCAUUGCUGCCGGAGAAGAGCAUCGCCAUGUUGGUUCAAAUAAUUUUAAUCUGUUCAGCAGCCGAAGUCACACCAUAUUUACUCUGAUGAUUGAAAGUAGUGAUCAUGGUGACGAAUAUGAUGGAGUGAUUUUCUCUCAACUUAAUCUGAUUGAUCUAGCUGGAUCUGAGAGUUCAAAAACUGAAACAACUGGACUAAGGAGAAAGGAAGGAUCUUACAUAAACAAAAGCCUUCUAACUCUUGGAACUGUUAUUGGAAAACUGAGUGAAGGAAGAGCAUCUCAUGUUCCGUAUCGAGAUUCCAAACUUACUCGCCUUUUGCAGUCCUCGUUGAGCGGGCAUGGGCAUGUUUCGCUUAUUUGUACCGUCACUCCUGCAUCAAGUAACAUGGAAGAAACUCAUAAUACAUUGAAGUUUGCUAGCAGGGCAAAGCGGGUUGAAAUCUAUGCCUCACGCAAUAAGAUAAUUGAUGAGAAAUCUUUGAUCAAGAAGUAUCAAAAAGAAAUCUCAAUCCUCAAAGAGGAACUUGAUCAGUUAAGACAGGGGAUGCUUGUUGGUGUCAGUCAUGAAGAGAUUCUGAGCUUAAGGCAAAAGUUGGAGGAAGGUCAAGUGAAGAUGCAGUCAAGAUUGGAGGAGGAAGAAGAAGCCAAGGCUGCUCUCAUGAGUAGGAUCCAGAGGCUAACCAAACUCAUACUUGUCUCUACAAAGAAUACGAUUCCUGGAUUGCCUGAUGUUCCAGGUCAUCAGAGGAGUCAUUCGGAUGAUAAAUUGGAUUUGCGAGAAGGUGCUUCACUUGCAGAAAAUGAGAAUCAGAAGGACUCUCCAUCUUCUUCUUCUUUGAUUGCAUCAGAUCUAACUAGUGAAUUUAAACAUAGAAGAUCUUCCAGCAAGUGGAAUGAAGAACUCUCACCAGCUAGCAGUGCGGUUACGGAAACGACUCAAGCAGGCAACCUUAUGAAUGCUUCAAAACUGGCACCAGGCGGGAUGACCCAAGACCAGAUGGACCUUCUUGUGGAGCAGGUUAAAAUGCUUGCUGGAGAGAUUGCAUUCAGCACCAGUACCCUAAAGCGCCUGGUAGAGCAGUCUGUAAAUGAUCCUGAUAACUCGAAAAUUCAGAUCCAGAACUUGGAACGAGAGAUCAUGGAAAAGAAGAGGCAAAUGGGAGUCUUGGAACAACGUAUUAUUGAAAGUGGUGAGGCUUCAAUUGCCAAUGCCUCAUUGGUUGAUAUGCAGCAGACAGUAAUGAGAUUGAUGACCCAAUGUAAUGAGAAGGCUUUUGAGCUGGAGAUAAAAUCAGCUGACAACCGCAUCCUCCAAGAACAGCUUCAGAAUAAGUGCUCCGAAAACAAAGAAUUGCAAGAAAAGGUAACUCUCCUGGAGCAGCGGUUCGCUUCACUCUCUGGUGACAAAGCACCACUAAACUCCGAACACAAUGCAUCUGAAGAAUAUGUGGAUGAAUUGAAAAAGAAAGUUCAGUCCCAGGAGAUUGGGAAUGAAAAGCUAAAGAUCGAACAGGUCCAGCUUUCCGAGGAGAAUAGUGGAUUACGGGUCCAAAAUCAGAAAUUGUCUGAAGAAGCUUCUUAUGCAAAGGAACUGGCCUCUGCUGCUGCAGUUGAGCUGAAGAAUUUAGCUGGUGAAGUGACCAAGCUCUCAUUACAGAAUGCAAAAUUGGAACAAGAAUUGCUGGCUGCCCGAGAAUCCGUGCAUUCUAGAGGUGCUGGCAUGCAAACAAUUAAUGGAGUUAACCGCAAGUACUAUGAUGCCACAAGACCAGGGAGGAAGGGGCGGUUCUCUGGCAGAGGAAAUGAGAUUUCAGGAAUGCAUUCUGAUGACUUCGAGUUGUGGAAUCUGGAUCCAGAUGAUUUAAAAAUGGAACUUCAGGCAAGAAAACAACACGAAGCAGCACUUGAGGCAUCCUUGGCUGAAAAGGAAUUCAUAGAAGAUGAAUACAGGAAAAGGUGUGAAGAGGCCAAGAAAAGGGAGGAGGCUCUGGAAAAUGACUUAGCAAAUAUGUGGGUGCUUGUUGCUAAGUUAAAGAAAGAUGGGAGUGCUAUCCCUGGGAUGAAUGCUGAUGAAAGGCAUGGUGAUGGUAUAGAUCAUGCCAGGGAUCCCAAAAUGAAUGGGGUCGAAGUUGAUCAAAAUAAUGCUGUAAAAGAGAGACAAGAUUUGGAUGCAUCACAAGAAGUUGAUGGAACUCCUAAGGAAGAGCCCCUAGUUGUUCGGUUGAAGGCGCGGAUGCAAGAGAUGAAGGAAAAAGAGCUCAAAUACCUGGGAAAUGGAGAUGCCAAUUCCCACGUGUGCAAAGUAUGUUUUGAAUCACCAACAGCAGCAAUUCUUCUCCCCUGUCGACAUUUUUGUUUGUGUAAAUCUUGUUCGCUUGCUUGUUCUGAGUGCCCGAUUUGUCGCACAAAGAUUGCAGAUAGGCUCUUUGCAUUCACUUGACAUUGUGCUUUUACCCUCAAAUAAAGGGCUUUGCCGAUGUUUUCCUGUUCGCUACAUUCACUGGAACAGUGGUGCGAUUCUUUUAUUAGUUUACUGUAUGUAAUUGUCAAAAAGGUAUAUCAAUAUAUUGUUUCUGCACUCUCUCCCUUAGGGGCUGUAAAAUAAGAUUAAUCAAAGGUAAACAAAGAAUCAGUACAUUCCAAAGUAUCAAAUUUAGGAUGUUGCCUUGUUUUUGAACUUGCAGCAGAAUGUUGUGAUUUGUAUCACCAUGUAUAGAAACAACGUAUGCUUCCAUGAGAAGUGUUUUUCCCCA
Molecule: messenger RNA, 3891 nt
Organism: Populus trichocarpa (black cottonwood)
Lineage: Eukaryota; Viridiplantae; Streptophyta; Magnoliopsida; Malpighiales; Salicaceae
Product: kinesin-like protein KIN-7D, mitochondrial
Exons: 25
Coding region: 330-3578 (1082 amino acids)
Biological process (GO): microtubule-based movement
Molecular function (GO): microtubule motor activity; microtubule binding; ATP binding
Source: RefSeq, a predicted model, not a curated record